UGACUUGUCCGGGUCGACAAGUAGGAAGCGCGUGAAAUACAGUUUAAACGUAUUUCCUGUUACCAGCAACGUUUAAAUCAAUAUAUGUUUGUUUCAUGUGACUACUUUGGCCCCUUUCUCAGUAUUUAGUUUCUUAUCAGUGUAAUUUUAAAUCAUGGCUUUACCGAAUUGCUCGCUGAAGGUAAACAGGGAGUUGCUCGAUCCCAGCUUUGAAAGUUACAGGCUUUCCCUGGACUCUAUUCCUACUUACAAUGUAGAACUGGAUGCAGCUGUGGCUGAGGUUAAGCUCAAAGACAGUCAGUACACUCUGGACCACAUGAAAGCAUUUGGGAUGUACAACUAUCUUCAUAUUGAUCCCUGGUAUGAAGACAGUGUCUACUUUGUGGACAACAAGGGACGGGUUCUCAACUUCACAAUCACACUGGACACAGCUUUAGGGAAACCUCGGGAGGUGUUUCGUUUUGAAUCGCCCCCCAGCUCAUGUGAAGGGGAGCAGGUGUGUGCUUCUCUGAGUCUGACCUCUGCAACGUGGGCCGCGCUGACGGACGGAACCGGAACGCUGACUCUCCUGCGUACCAGCAAGAGGGGAGAAAGUUCCCAUCAAAAAUGGGAGCCCAUGUUUAGCAAGCGUCUAGGAGAGCCGUUCCUCAUCGUUCACAGCCUGACUCACAUGCACGCUCACGUUCACACUGUUGAAGUGCUGCUGCUGAGAAUCCAGAAAGAUCCAUCUGAUACCAAAGGCAGUGGCUUUUCAAUCUCGCUGGAGUGGAUAACAGUGGACAACUCUCCUGGUCAGGGUGAGGAGAGGAAGUAUGAAGUGAGGAAGAAGAGGAUGAUGAAGGGGAAAUCUGUUCCACACUACGCUGCAGUGGAGCCUCAGGGUAAAGGAGUCAUCAUAGCCUCAGAGAAACCCUUUACUUUCACUGAGGUUGAUGGAGUUCCUCUUGAAGAACCUCAUGAUGAGAAUAUGGAGGUUGAGAAAUUAGAUCCCAUCUACUUCUGGCAGCAAACAGAGGGAGAUGUGACCGUGUGCGUGCGUUUGCCUGAAGGCACCACCAAAGAUGACAUCCGCUUUAAACUCACCGUGGACUGCCUGCGUGUUGGAGUUGGGGACUAUGCACCCCUGCUGGAUGGGCAACUGUUCGCACCUGUAGAUCCAGAGGCAAGCACCUGGUCAAUUAAAGAUGAUAAGAGUUUGGAAGUUCAUCUCCAAAAGCGAAGCGAGGGUCCGCUGUGGUCCGAAUUUAUUUUGGGUGACCGGCGAGGAGAGUAUUUAAUGAAUGAUGAACAAAAAUCACAGCUCCAACAGAGACUUUCCUAUCUCACUGCUGAAGACCUGAAUCCAGACCCAGAGAAGGAAAAGCCCCCUUGCAACACUCAGGAACUGGAGGACUGUGACAUGUUUCCAGAGGACGGCUCCACGUUGAUGCGCUUUGAUGGUACCACUCUGAAGCCCACACAUGUGGUGAACCUCGGAAGCAACCAGUUUCUUUUCUCAGUUCACACAGAUCCUUCUGAGAUGCCGGCUUUUUGCUUGCGGCAUGACGUCGAUGCCCUGCUGUUGCAGCCACGGCCCAACCAGGACAAUGAUAUAUGGGAACACGUUGCUACGUUUAAUGCACUUGGCUAUGUUCAAGCAUCAAAACGUGACAAAAAGUUUGCGACCUGUGCCCCCAACUUCUCAUACUCUGCUUUGGGCGAGUGCCUCAGACGAGUCUUCAUCUACCGUCAGCCCUCGCCUGUCGACACGGUACUCUUUAACCGGAAACGGGGCCAACAGGUCGGACAGGUUGCCAAGCAACAGGUAGCCAACCUGGACACCAAUAACCCUGUGCUCGGUUUCAGGGCCAGUAAUGAAAGACUGUUCAUCCUCACUGCCAACAACAUGUUUGUUCUGAAGGUGAACAAUUGAUCAUUCCAACAUUUCUGAAGGAUAAUUUGGCACAUUUAAUCCAAGUUGUUCAGGGACAAUUUUUGUGUCGUAUGUACAUUCAGCCUGGAUUUCAUCCUGCUCGGUUCUUAAACACGACUGUCAAACUUUAGGGCCUACGGUAGUUGAUAUGAAAUAAGUAAGAUUGGUUUGUCUAAGUAUGUUAGUUGGUGUGUUUAUAUGUGAAAAUGUUAAGAUCUUAAUUUACGCUUAAACUUCUUCCAAAGACACAAUCGAUAGCUUGAGCACCAUUUAACAUUUCAGAAAACGUCCUUAUCAUACAAUGUAAGACAGAUACAUGCUGAAAUAAACAAGCAUAUGUAUGACA
This is a messenger RNA of Paramisgurnus dabryanus, 2258 nucleotides long. RefSeq names its product NudC domain containing 1 (gene nudcd1). Lineage: Eukaryota; Metazoa; Chordata; Actinopteri; Cypriniformes; Cobitidae. The record is from RefSeq and is a predicted model, not a curated record.